AUGGACGAAUUCCCUCAGCAAGCUUCGGUCCGCGGCGCGGUGCCCAAUUCGGCAGCGUACCCGAACGGCGAGCAGCCAAAGAGGUCGGUGCAGCCAGUACAGCAUCAGUCCACUCCACAGGCUGACAUUCCCCAGCCAUUCGAACCAGGGCGCAUUUGUACGUUGGGGGUAUCUCGCCUCGCGUUACCGAGUACAUGCUUCAGGUCAGUCCACCACGGUCCGGUCUGGCUGCGGCCUUGCUCGUUCGCUCGAGGCGGCUGACCUGAGCUCAUCUUUCGGCAUUCCUUAGGAAAUCUUUGGUGUUGCCGGUCAGUGGACUUGGCGCCGUUAUGAUCUUGUGCGAGCGUAGAUCGACAGAACUGACACUGCCUCCGUUGCCAGGCCCCGUCAUCGGCGUUAAAAUCAUCCCCGACCGAAACUUUCAGCACGGUGGAGCAAACUACGGGUAAGCCGAGCAUGGGCGUACCCACCCCAACCCCACCACCAGUCAAGAUGAAUAACUGAGGUCCGAAACCCCUUGCCGGCACAGCUUUGUCGAGUUCCAAGAGUUGCGCUCGGCCGAGACCGCGCUGCAGACCCUGAAUGGGCGCAAGAUCUUUGACAACGAGAUCAAGGUCAUGUGGGCGUACCAGAACCAGGCCUCGGCACCGAAGGAGGAUCUCGCCGGUCACUACCACGUCUUUUGCGGCGAUCUGUCCCCCGAGGUCACGGACGAGGUUCUGCGCAAGGCUUUUGCCGCGUUCGGCUCGCUCUCGGACGCGCGGUGCAUGUGGGACAUGAACACGGGCAAAUCGAGGGGCUACGGCUUCUUGGCCUUCCGGGACAAGACCGAUGCCGAGCAGGCGAUCGCGACAAUGAACGGCGAGUGGCUCGGCACCAAGGCAAUUCGGGUCAACUGGGCCAACUCGAAGAACGGCGUACGUUGAGCGUGUACCCAGGUUCGGGUCCGAAAAAAAACUGCGCACUAACGGGCGACGGCACAUUUUCAUUCAUCCAGGGUCAACCCGGUGCCCCUAGUGCUUCACCGAUGGGUGCCACGCAUGCUGCAACAUCGGCACCUGCCUCGGUAAGCCUGUCUCUCGCGACUGACGCUUCAAUCGAAUUCGCGAGCUGAGCAGGCCGUUUCUCCCUCAAACACACAGUAUGACCAAAUCGUGAGCCAGGCCCCGUCCUUCAACUCGACCAUUUACGUCGGCAACCUCGUCCCCUUCGUCUCGCAAGCCGACCUCAUCCCUCUCUUCCAAGGCUUUGGCUACAUCGUCGAGAUCCGCAUGCAGGCCGAUCGGGGCUUCGCAUUCGUCAAACUCGACACGCACGAGAACGCCGCCAACGCCAUCAUCAAUCUUACCGGAACAAACGUUCACGGUCGACCGUUGAAGUGUUCGUGGGGGAAGGACAAGGACGCAGGUUCAGGCUUCGGUGGUUCGACGGGGAGCGCUUCCCCUGCCCAUAUCGUCGGGAGCCCGCAACCGUACCACCACCAGCAGCAGCAGCAGCAGGCACGACCACAGCCGGGCCUCGUUGCGCAGCAGCCACCGUACAUGUACGCGCAACAACCGUACGCGCAAGCGCAGCAACCCUACGGCACCUACUCGGCUCAACCGCAACCCCAACAGCAGCAACAACAGCCUCACCAACAUCAGCAACAAGCCCCACGGGAUCCAGCCGCUGCGGCCGCAGCGAUGGCGGCGUGGCAAGCCCAGUACGGAGCUCAAUACGCGGCCUACAUGCAACAACAGGCGGCAUUGCGACAUCAACACUACCAGGCGCAACAGCAGCAUGGGCACCAAUCGCCUCAUUACCAAGGCGGUCGACACCAGUGA
Microbotryum saponariae is the source of this 1823-nucleotide messenger RNA. Lineage: Eukaryota; Fungi; Basidiomycota; Microbotryomycetes; Microbotryales; Microbotryaceae. The record is from the annotation of a GenBank genome assembly.